AUGAAGCCUGAGACCUUUGCUAGUCUUGUAUCCGCCCUUCUUUAUGACAAAAGGUUUGGUCCAUACUUGUGCCAACCUGUGAUCGUUGGAUUGGGAGAUGAUAACAAACCUUUCAUUUGCACAAUGGAUUCGAUUGGAGCCAAGGAGUUGGCUAAAGAUUUUGUUGUCUCUGGAACUGCUUCAGAAUCACUCUAUGGUGCCUGUGAAGCCAUGUACAAACCAGAUAUGGAAGCUGAGGAAUUGUUUGAGACAAUUUCACAAGCACUUCUGUUUUCAGUUGACCGCCAUUGUCUGAGUGGAUGGGGAGGACAUGUCUAG
Molecule: messenger RNA, 318 nt
Organism: Eruca vesicaria subsp. sativa (arugula)
Lineage: Eukaryota; Viridiplantae; Streptophyta; Magnoliopsida; Brassicales; Brassicaceae
Source: the annotation of a GenBank genome assembly